AUGUCUGGAAGUCGUCCACAAAGCCCUCACAGGCCCUCGGCCUUCAACAGCCAGUACAGGAGCUUCGGCAUCGAGCACGAAGGUCUCGGCAGCGAGCAAGAAGGUCUCGGCAGCAAGCACAAAGGCAUCGACAGUGAGCAAGAAAGCAUCAACGGCGAGCACGAAGGCAUCAACGGCGAAUGCGAAGGUGUCGACAGCGAGCACGAAGGCGUCGACAGCGAGCACGAAGGCGUCGACAGCGAGCACGAAGGCGUCGACAGCGAGCACGAAGCCCUCAGUGAGGCAGCGCUCUGUCGAGAUUGA
Fomitopsis serialis is the source of this 303-nucleotide messenger RNA. RefSeq lists its product as uncharacterized. The transcript is spliced from 2 exons. The coding region runs from base 1 to 303 and encodes 100 amino acids. Lineage: Eukaryota; Fungi; Basidiomycota; Agaricomycetes; Polyporales; Fomitopsidaceae. The record is from RefSeq and is a predicted model, not a curated record.